Messenger RNA from Panicum virgatum (switchgrass), 1625 nucleotides. RefSeq lists its product as uncharacterized. The transcript has 7 exons. Lineage: Eukaryota; Viridiplantae; Streptophyta; Magnoliopsida; Poales; Poaceae. The record is from RefSeq and is a predicted model, not a curated record. Bases 135 to 1370 code for a protein of 411 amino acids.
CGUCGCCACUCGAUCUCGAGCCCCUAUAAAAGGCCAUGAAGUUCGGCCUGCUCUACGCACACUGCACACACUACUAUACACAGCUAGCAGCACAAGCUAAAGAUUAGUAACAACUGCACGUAGUAGGGUGCCCAAUGGCAGCCUUGCCAACGUGCUUGGUCGCCCUCGUCGUGGCUCUCGGUUUUCUCUUCGUCCGACAGGGCUCGGCGGCGAGGACGACUGCCGGGGUGUCCGUGGAGCAGCGGCAGGAGGUGGAAAGCCUGCUCAGGAGGCUUAACAAGCCUCCUCUCGCAACCAUCGAGAGCCCAGAUGGAGAUAUUAUAGACUGUGUGGACAUCACCAAACAACCUGCAUUUGAUCAUCCCCUACUCAAGAACCAUACUAUCCAGAUGCGGCCAUCUUACCACCCUAGAAGCCUAUAUCAAAACUACAACAGUACCUCCCAUCCAAUCACCCAAACAUGGCAUCAAAAUGGAAAGUGCCAUGAGAACACCAUACCAAUACGAAGAACCAUGGUGGAGGAUGUCCUAAGGGCAAGUUCUAUCAGCAUGUAUGGCAAGAAGAGGCCCAGGAGUAUUCCGAACCUCAAUUCCAUAAAUCGCCCUGACACGCCAAAUGCAGUGAAAGGGCACCAGUAUGGUGUAGCAGCUGCACAGGAUACUAAAUGCUAUGGAACUAAAGCCUCCUUCAAUUUGUGGAAACCAACAAUUGCUCGGGCAAAUGAUUUCAGCUUGUCACAGUUCUGGGUCAGCGCAGGUUCCUACAGUGGCAACGACCUCAAUACCAUUGAAGCUGGAUGGCAGGUUUACCCAGGUAUGUAUGGGGAUAGCAACACCAGACUCUUCAUCUACUGGACUCGGGAUGCAUACGAACACACAGGAUGUUACAACCUAUGCUCAGGGUUUGUCCAGACAAACACUCAAAUCGCCAUCGGUGGUACCUUGUCCCCAGACUCCACCUAUGGUGGCACACAAUAUGACAUCGAUAUUAUGGCUUGGAAGGACCCACAGAGUGGCAAUUGGUGGCUACAAGUGGGAGGCAAUGACGUGGGUUAUUGGCCAUCCACGAUCUUCACGACCUUGCAACAUAGUGCCUCCUCUGUUGAGUGGGGCGGCGAGGUAGCCUCACCUGACGCUGGCCAGACUUCCACUCAAAUGGGUAGUGGACACUUUCCUAACGAAGGAUUUGGCAAGGCUAGUCACAUCAAGAACUUGCUAGUGGUAGACUCGUCGAACACCCUCAGAGAUCCAAGUGGUGUGAACUUGAUAGCUCCAGACAGCAACUGCUAUAAUGUGCAAAGUGGUACCAGUAGCAACUGGGGCAGGUACAUCUACUUUGGGGGACCUGGCAAGAAUCCUAACUGCCCAUAGUAAAAAAAGUUGAACUACUUUGAAAGCAAAACUAUCUCGUUGACACACGACGAGUACCAAUUUAGCAAUAUAAUGCGUUAUAGUUCACUACAUGACGCUCAAUAAGAAGUGUUAGGGUCUAUAUUAAUGCAAGUAGUAUGCAUAUCCAUGUACUACACGGCCCUGCAAUGGCCAAUCUCUAUGUAUCCAUCAACAUCUGUAAGAUGUAUAUGAUCAAGUUUGAAAGCUUUCACGAGCAGAUGCAUUCACCUUUCA